AGGAAGUGGCAAACUCUUACAUUCGAAACCAUGCUUUGGAAAAGCAUUUUGCUGUCGGCAUGCGGCAUUUGCGCUGUCUCUGCGAGUCUCCAAACUACAUUGUCGAAGCCGGAACCUACUGAUCAGCAGUGGCUGAAAACUUUGCAAAAUGACGAGCUGAAAGGCUACUCCGUCCGUAUCAAACAGCCUAACUUUUGCGACGACGUUGUGCAGGUGAGUCUGUGGCAGUAUGCCAUUUGCCGGUAUCCAAUCAAGUUCGUAUAUGCUCAUUUCAUUCAUUAUCUGCUCUACCAAGUACUCCGGAUACCUUGAUAUCGAGGAAACAGACGAUCACUUUUUCUUCUGGUUUUUUGAAUCACGCUUCCAAUCGGUUUCAAGCGAGACCGUGCUCUGGCUCAACGGUGGACCUGGGUGUAGCUCGCUUACAGGACUGUGGAUGGAACAUGGCCCAUGUCUUGUCACAGCUGCUGGAAAUGAAACUGCUUACAACCCUUAUAGCUGGAACAACUUUGCCAAUAUGAUCUUUUUGGACCAGCCUAUCCAAGUUGGUUAUAGUUAUGGCAAGAGCCGAGUCGGAACAAGCGAACAAGCUGCAAAGGCUACUUAUGCAUUCUUGGUAUUGUUCUUUGAGGAAUUCCCUCAAUAUGCUGAAAAGUAUUUCCAUAUUUCAGGUGAAUCCUAUGCCGGCCAUUAUCUUCCUGCUCUUGGAAGAGAAAUUGUUAAGCGUCAACAAAGCUCUACACCACCCAACUUCCAAUUGGAUUCCAUGUUAAUUGGUAAUGGAUGGACUGACCCUCUCAUCCAAAUGGAAAAGUACAUCGAUUUUGGUUGUGAUGAAGAAACACCUGUGUUCGAGGAGGAUACCUGUGAUUCCAUGAAGAAGGCACUUCCAAGAUGCAAGAGGCUCUCAAAAUUCUGCUACGACCACCCCGGAACCUUAACAUGCCUUCCUGUCCUAGCCGGCUGCGCACCUUUGGAGUCAGCAUGUGGAAAGAACGGCCGAAAUCCAUAUGAUAUCCGUAAGAGAUGUGACGAAGGAAACUCGUUGUGCUAUGACGUUUUGACCGGCCUCGAAAUCUGGGCCAACCGACCUGAUGUACGCGCUGAACUUGGUAUUGACGAUGCAGUAGAGAAGUACGAGAGCUGCCAGAAUCAAGUUGGUUACCGCUUUGGCUUGACUGCUGAUAACCCCAAGAACUUUGCCCCCCUCGUUUCAGAAAUGCUUGCCGCUGGCAUCCGUGUGUUGAUUUAUGCUGGCGAUAAGGAUUGUAUUUGCAAUUGGGUGGGAAACAAGGCAUGGACUCUCGAGCUUGAUUGGACUGGCAAAGAAGGAUUUCAACAGGCUGAAGAUGAGGAAUGGUUUAGCUGGAUUACUCAAGAGCCUGCUGGCGAAAUGCGAAAGUACGGCAACUUGACCUUCCUUAGAGUCUACGAUGCUGGUCACAUGGUCCCUUACGAUCAACCAGAGAACAGCUUGGACUUCUUCUCCAGAUGGGUCAAGGAUGUACUUUAUUGAUGAUUUCCCCACUCCAUAUUUAAUUCCAUGUAUAAUCAUUGUGUCUAAUAAAAGAGGCAUCUAUCUAUCGUUGAAAUAUAUAG
Messenger RNA from Umbelopsis ramanniana AG, 1599 nucleotides. RefSeq lists its product as uncharacterized. Gene Ontology annotation, biological process: proteolysis. The transcript has 11 exons. The record is from RefSeq and is a predicted model, not a curated record. Gene Ontology annotation, molecular function: serine-type carboxypeptidase activity. Gene Ontology annotation, cellular component: fungal-type vacuole. NCBI's taxonomy places the organism in Eukaryota, Fungi, Mucoromycota, Umbelopsidomycetes, Umbelopsidales, Umbelopsidaceae. Bases 230 to 1516 code for a protein of 428 amino acids.